UUUGGUCUGGCAGAUGUUACCUCAGUGUGACGUGCCCCAGGAUAAGAAACCAGUACUGGAUUCAGAAUAAAACACCAACGCCGUUUUUUUCAUUUUCAAUUCUAAAUUAGAAACACCAGCUCGGGAGAAUAUAAUCGAUUUACUUUUUACCUGUUUGGAGUACUUCUAAUAUUUCUCUGAUUAGACGAUAAUAAGUGGUUUUCGUUGUAACAGCAUUGGGGCGCGAAGUCGCUUUAAGAAACAGGGACCGCCUCCGUUCGCGUAUCGACCCCUCAGGAUUCCGCAGAGUCGGGAAGGGGAAGGAAAAUAAAGCCUUUGGAAUUUACAACAAGGAUUGAGCAAAGUAGAUUUGUGGUCAGAAAAUCGGGGUGUUAUGAGGUUUAGUUACGUAGAGACACCUUCGAUGUAUCUACAGACUACCUGAACACGUUUUUUUUUUCUGGUUUAUAUGUAAUAUGUGUGUUUUUAGGCAGUUUUGUUGGGCGAUGUCUCGCUGACUAUUCUGGGAUGAACGAAGAAGAAAAGUGCAGCAGGGGAGUCCAGCACUGCUCUUUGUCAGGAAUUCCUCCAGUUUUAAGAAUGCACGAAUUUCACCCUAGAGAUCUCAAUGAAGAAUUGUUAAUCCACUCAAGCUGUAAAGGUCAUUCAUCUCAAAGCCAUGAUUCAGACAUUCAAAGAAGACGUUCAGCGAAGACUCUAAAUGGAUUUAUGGAGGCAGCAAUCAUGAUGACUCCAGAACAGAAGCUAAAUGAAUGUGAACAGAGGGCAAAAGCAUUUACUAAUCAGGGCAAUUCAUCUGCUGCUAUUCAAGAGUUGGUUCGUUGUGUGGCUCUGGCAAGGAUCACUUACGGUGAUGAGCACUGGCAGCUGGCUCAGGCACAUGCAAACCUGGCCCAAGGAUACCUGCAAUUCAAAGGACUUCCUCUGCAAGCAAAGCUGCACACAAAAAAAGCACAUUCUGUACUUUUAAAUUAUUUAAACCAAAUAGGCCAACAAGAAGAAUCAGAAGUGAUGAAAAGUCUCAUUUGUAUAUUCUUAACAGAGGCAGGAGCUGCCAUACAUUUAAUGGAUUUGAAAGAUGCUGAACAGAGUCUAGGAAAAGCCGAAAAACUGGUUGCUAAACUUCGAGAUCUUGAAGUUUUCACCAAAGAAGAAUUAACACAUAAGGAAAAGGAACUUGUCAUCAACUUUGCAAGGCUGUACCAGAAACGGGGCAAGCAGAGUGAGUCUUUAUCUUAUUAUGAGAAAGCACUUGAGCUGACUGAGGACUGUGAGGUAGAAUGUCAUCGGCGCACUGCGUUGUAUAAGGAGAUGGCCGUUCUGGAGCAAGAAAAUGGAAAUCUCCACAGAGCAGUAGAGCACCUCCAGCAGGCCUAUGACAUUGCAUUGAGCCAGUCUGCCACUGGGACUGAAGCAGCCGAUAUUGCCCAUUGUUUAGCAAAAGUCUGUUCAGCCUCUACAGAACCCUCUCACAAAGGUCGUGCCUCACAGUUUUUUGAGGAAAGCCUAAAAUCUUACAAAUGCAUCUUAGGGGCUGAAAAUAGCAAGUAUCUCGUGGUACAGGAUGACUUCUGCCACUUCCUUAUCUCCACUGGAGAAGCAGAGAAUGCUGCAAAAAUUCUGAAAAGGUCUUUAGAAACAAAGAAAUCCACAUUUGGUGAACUGAGUACUGAGGUGGCAGAAACAUACCAGCUGCUUGGAGCAGUUGAGCGCUCACUUGGAUUACAGAAGAAAGCUUAUAUCUCUCUUAACAAGUGCUUGCAGAUCCAGAUGCUACACUUUGGCCCCAGCCACAAAAAGACAAAAGACACACAGAAGACCAUUGAUUUUUUGUCCAAGUGUCCAGAGGUUGGCAUUGGACAACAGCGAUCAGAACACUCAAGAACCAGACCCCCAUUCAGCGCUGUGUUUCCGUCUUAUACUGUACGAGGAGUUAGCAGCAGCAUCUCCGACUGAAAUGUGAAAGAAAACAGAAAGCAAAUUUACAGUCAUCCAACGGACAAGAAUAACUAAAUGGAGGGCCUCUUGUUUUGGGCUUUCAAUGUAAUAUACAAUAAUCCCGGUGAAGGAAAGAGAAUGAGUCGGAAUCUCUCUGGUUUUUGGUCACGGGGGGGUACUCUUGUGGCAAAGAGCCCAGCAAGCAGUCGGAUCAAUUGCAUUGCAUAGAACUUUAUGAAGAAAACUUCCAUGAGAAAAACCCGAACAACUUUGAUGAGAACAGACCAUUCAGGCCCAACAAGCUUGCCAGUCGUGUUCACCUAAUUUUUCAAAAUAACAUCGACUCAAGAUUGUAAGGUCCAUAAAGUCCCGCUCUGACCUAUUGA
Messenger RNA from Polypterus senegalus (gray bichir), 2324 nucleotides. Its product is annotated as tetratricopeptide repeat protein 23-like. The transcript is spliced from 11 exons. The coding region runs from base 508 to 1956 and encodes 482 amino acids. The record is from RefSeq and is a predicted model, not a curated record. Lineage: Eukaryota; Metazoa; Chordata; Cladistia; Polypteriformes; Polypteridae. Gene Ontology annotation, molecular function: protein binding.